AUGCUACGGAACAAAGCUGCAACAUCAACAGCGCUCUCGCUCAACUGGACCCAUCCCAGAUACUUCCACAAUUCUCACUUGGUCCUCGAGACCGCACUUCACCAGACUAGCCCGUAUAGCUUUACUCAAGUCGUCGGUUGUGAAAGUUUUGCACUGGGUAUGUUACGUGCUGGAUGUGAGCGGCUUUAUAUGUAUCGACGCGAAAUGAAGGUUGGGCGACGACCUGUGGUGAAAGCUAAGCUCGCCGUGGCAUGGCUGCUUAGUUUGGGGAAAAGUCUCUUUGCCACUCCAGCAUAUUCACUGCCUCAGUACCCUGCACACUGGGCCCUGCCGUCUCAGACGUCGGACGGUAUGGCGACCGACUGUGUACUGUACAACGCGAGAACAGUUUCCACAGACGCCGACCUGCAUGCCCUUCUCGGAGCUGCAGAGCGUAUCAAAUUUCACGUGAUUGCUCUGCAGGAGACCAAGUGCAGAAGGAUCGACGUACGACAGAUGAAUGACGGUACACUCGUCAUUCGUGAGGACAAGCUUCCGUCGCGAAAUGUAGGCGGUGUUGGUUUCGUUGUGCACCCAUCUGUCGUCCAUCUCGUCGAUUCUCAGGAGAUCCUGUCACCUCGUCUGGCCAUUCUUCGCCUCCGCCCUCUGCGCCAAAAAUCCAUCAGUAUCAUCAACUGCUAUUCACCAACAUCAGCAGCUGAUGAAUCCGAAUUGGACGCGUUUUACGAGGAGCUGGAGGAAGUAGUCCACAACGAGAAGUCCUUUUACAAAUUCGUUGUCGGAGACUUCAACGCAAAACUAGGAAAGGCCACAGAAGAGGAAUACAGGAUUGGAACAUUUGGACUAGGGGACCGGAAUGAAAAUAGCAAUCGUCUCGCUGGGCUGUUGUCCGCCGCUCGCCUCUUUCAUGGGAACUCUCUUUUCAUGAAAAAAGAUCAUCGUCGUGGUUCUGAUCACCGUCUCCUUCGUGCGAAAAUACGACUUAGCCACACGAUCGAAAAGAACAUCUGCUAUCGGCAACGAAGGAGAAAAGAAGUCGUCUACGACGAUUGCGUACUCGAGGACUCCCUGUCCCAAGGUGACUGGCACAUCGAAGAGGACCCAAACGUGGACUACGAGAUGCUGCUCAGAGGAUUACGAGCCUCUGCUGAACGUGCCUCGAAGUCGCGCACGAUAAACUUGGAUCGAAUUUCGAAGACCACCAAGGAAUUGUUAGGAAGAAGAAGGGCUUUGAGGCUUGAUCCGAAUGCAUCGCACAUUGAGCGGUUAGUAGCAAACACUAGCUGCAGAAAAGCGUUGCAGGAGGAUCUUUUGAAGUACAGGCAGAAGAAGAUUCUAGAAGCAGCACAAAGAAGAACGAGUCUAAAGAAGUGCCGCAGGGAUCUCCGCGAAUAUAAUAUUCCGCUAGCAACCUUGCUGAGCGAAGACGGGACUCGCAUGUCUUCUCGUCGUGAGAUGGAAAUCAUUACGGAGAGGUUCUACUCGAACCUUUUCCGUUCAUCAACUCCUUUGUCAAGCCCAAUCAUCCCCACUGGCGAAGCUCCACAACGGAUUCUCCCUUCGGAAGUACGAGUCGCUAUCAAGAGCAUGAAACCUGGCACAGCCCCCGGACCUGAUUUUAUAUCAGCAGACUUUCUUCGGGCUGGUGGCCAUCCGCUUCAUGUAAUCUUAGCAGCGCACAUGACAUCCUAUCUUCAGAAAGAAAGGAUCCCAGACCAGUGGAAGACCUCGCGAACCGUUCUUAUCCAUAAGAAAGGUGACCGAGAGGACCUUCGGAACUACCGUCCGAUAUGCUUGCUGAGCGUGUUAUACAAAGUAUUCACCAAGAUCAUCCUCAUACACAUAUCCAGGACGCUGGAUGAAGCCCAGCCUCAAGAACAAGCUGGAUUCCGCCAAGGGUUCAGCUGCUUGGACCACAUCCAGACCGUGUCGAGAAUCAUAGAGGUUUGCCGGGAAUACCCCCUGCCCCUUGUCCUAACCUUCUUCGACUAUGGGAAAGCCUUUGACAGCGUAGAAACGAAUGCAAUACUGUCAGCGCUGGUCGAUCAAGGUGUGGACACUUCGUAUGUGAGGACAUUAGCCAAUCGCUACGAUCGAUGCACGACUAGGAUACAGCUUUUCCACCGCCCUCUCACCAUACCCCUUGGAAAGGGGGUACGACAAGACGAUACUAGAUCGCCAAAGCUGUUCACGGCUGCAUUGCAAUGGAUAAUGAAAUCACUUUCCUGGGAAGAAAGGGGCAUACGUGUUGAUGGAAGAUUUCUCUCGAACCUUCUUUCGCGAACGACAUCGUUCUCUUUUCGAGCAGUACCAAUGAAGCAGAAACGAUGCUCAAAGAAUUGA
This is a messenger RNA of Necator americanus (New World hookworm), 2343 nucleotides long. RefSeq lists its product as uncharacterized. Bases 1 to 2343 code for a protein of 780 amino acids. Lineage: Eukaryota; Metazoa; Nematoda; Chromadorea; Rhabditida; Ancylostomatidae. The record is from RefSeq and is a predicted model, not a curated record. The transcript has 6 exons.